Messenger RNA from Penicillium chermesinum, 747 nucleotides. RefSeq names its product putative short chain dehydrogenase/reductase. The transcript is spliced from 2 exons. Bases 1 to 747 code for a protein of 248 amino acids. The record is from RefSeq and is a predicted model, not a curated record. NCBI's taxonomy places the organism in Eukaryota, Fungi, Ascomycota, Eurotiomycetes, Eurotiales, Aspergillaceae.
AUGGCCAGCAAGAUUGUCCUGAUCACCGGUGCGAACUCCGGAGUUGGCUUUGCCACAAGCAAGUUCUUCUCAUCCCAGCCCGGCUAUCAUGUGAUCAUGGCCUGCCGCGACGCGCAAAAGGGGAAGAAAGCCCUCUCCGAAAUCCAGAGUGCCGGGGAAGUCAAAGGAUCCCUGUCGCUCCUUGAGCUCGACGUCGACAGCGACGAGUCAAUUAGGACCGCAUUUGAAGCCGUGAAGAAAGAGUUCGGCAAAGUCGACGUCCUCCUUUCCAACGCCGGCGUGAUAGCCCUCGGCAGCGAGGGUCGUGAAAAGCUCACCCGCAUCUUCCAGACCAAUGUCGCGGGCGCGUUUCUAUUCGCCGAGGCCUUCACCCCUCUUCUGCUCAAGUCAUCCAAGCCCUACCUGAUCCAAGUCUCCAGUUCGCUCGGAUCAUUGGCGUGGUCGUCGGACCCCAACAAUCCCUACUACCAUUCGGCGUGGGAUGAGUACCGGAUGAGCAAGGCGGCAUUGAACCUGGGUACAAUCCAGCAGCACAAGCGACUCCACAGUCAGAAUGUGAAGGUCUUUGCUUUCUGCCCUGGCUUGGUGAGGUCGAACUUGCGAGGCGAGGCGGAGGAGGCGGUUAGUGCGGGUGGAAAUGCCGGAGACCCGCUCGACUCUGCGAAGGCGCUUUUUGACAUUGCAGAGGGCAAGAGAGAUGCAGAUGCAGGAAAGUUCGUUAACGGGGCUGGGGUCAUUCCGUGGUAA